This is a messenger RNA of Seriola dumerili (greater amberjack), 770 nucleotides long. RefSeq names its product elongin C (gene eloca). Lineage: Eukaryota; Metazoa; Chordata; Actinopteri; Carangiformes; Carangidae. Gene Ontology annotation, cellular component: elongin complex. Gene Ontology annotation, biological process: ubiquitin-dependent protein catabolic process. Bases 130 to 468 code for a protein of 112 amino acids. Gene Ontology annotation, molecular function: protein-macromolecule adaptor activity. The record is from RefSeq and is a predicted model, not a curated record. The transcript has 4 exons.
AAUAAAUCGCGGACGUGUGUUCAACAAACUGGUUCCGGGUAUCAACAGUGUGGUGGCUAACGUUAGCUGUAACGUAAUCUCCACUCCACAUUCGUCUACAGAGUGGGUUAACCGAAAAUCCAGAACAGGAUGGAUGGUGAAGAAAGAACCUACGGUGGCUGUGAAGGGCCGGAUGCCAUGUACGUGAAGUUGAUCUCUUCAGAUGGCCAUGAAUUUAUUGUGAAAAGGGAACAUGCCUUGACAUCUGGGACUAUCAAAGCCAUGUUGAGUGGGCCAGGUCAGUUUGCUGAGAAUGAAACCAAUGAAGUGAACUUCAGGGAGAUUCCAUCUCAUGUCUUGUCCAAGGUCUGCAUGUAUUUCACCUACAAGGUCCGUUACACCAACAGCUCCACAGAAAUACCUGAAUUCCCCAUCGCUCCGGAGAUCGCACUGGAACUGCUCAUGGCUGCAAACUUUUUGGAUUGCUAAAGUUACCCGAUAAUGUAGAAGCUUCAAACAUUUUUAGAUAUUUUUUUGCAUAUUUAACUUCUUUUGUCAUGUAAACCAUAUGAAACAUGAAUAAGUGCAUCACCACAAAGAGUUUUUUUCUCCUUUUUUUGCACCUGGCUUUCUGUCCUAAUUUUAUUAGUAUUAAAGGAUUUCAUUUUAAUGUAAGAAAUGGAUAUGGCAGACUGCAUCCCUUUCCUAAGAAUGUGAUGAAUGUGCCCCCUGCCCUUGAAAUCUUUCUUCACCUCUCCAUCUUAAUAAAGACCUGUUUGGUGAGCACUUUG